This is a messenger RNA of Aspergillus calidoustus, 2604 nucleotides long. NCBI's taxonomy places the organism in Eukaryota, Fungi, Ascomycota, Eurotiomycetes, Eurotiales, Aspergillaceae. The record is from the annotation of a GenBank genome assembly.
AUGGUAACCGGCAAGUCGCACGGUGCUGAAGCGUUCCAAUCGCUUCCGCCGACAGCACAUCAGCCUGAAGCCAACCCCGCUUCGCCGCCGUCACGACGAGACCUUACAACCUGGUGGAGACAGUUUAAGAGGAAUACAAGGAAGGAGGAGCCGAAAGAGAACACACGCCAGGGCAUCUUCGGCGUUCCACUCAAAGUCAGCAUCAAGUAUGCGAAUGUCGCUAUCUCGCUCACAAACGAUAAUGGAGAGAGCUUUAUCUAUGGGUAUGUGCCCAUAGUCGUCGCCAAAUGCGGAGUGUUCUUGAAAGAAAAAGCGACGGAUGUUGAGGGUAUCUUCCGACUCAAUGGAUCCGCGAAACGUAUCAAGGAUUUGCAGGAGGUGUUCGAUUCUCCCGAGCGAUACGGAAAAGGAUUAGAUUGGACCGGAUACACUGUGCAUGAUGCUGCAAAUGUUCUUCGGCGCUACCUCAACCAGCUACCUGAACCGAUUGUUCCCUUGGAAUUCUACGAACGAUUUAGAGAACCCCUGCGCAAAUUCCAGGCUCGCGCCCAAGAAAAUGGGUCGCCUCCAGAAUCGCAAGCGGACGAGCAUUCGAGUGCGGUUGCCGCUUACCAGCAGCUUAUCAGAGAGCUUCCUCCUUUGAACAAGCAGUUACUGCUCUACAUUCUUGAUUUGCUGGCAGUUUUCGCGUCAAAAUCCGACCAGAACCGCAUGAACUCGGCCAAUCUUUCUGCCAUCUUCCAGCCCGGCUUACUCUCUCACCCACAGCAUGACAUGUCGCCAGACGAGUACAAGUUGAGCCAGGACGUGUUGAUUUUUCUGAUCGAAAACCAGGACCAUUUCCUUGUUGGCAUGAAUGGUACGGCCGCGGAUGAGCAAACCGUCAAAGAAGUAGAAUCUGGUAAUACCAGGCCGCCGACAUCACAGUCGACGGUUCGCCGCUCAGUAUCGAGCGCUAGCGGGGGAGCGGACAGCUUCCGAAAGUAUGGGUCUAUACGGAGGAAUGUCUCUAUUUCAUCCAAGAACUCGCGUGCCUCCAACAAUGCCUCUAAUCCUGCGACCCCGACGUCCUUAGGAGGUUCAGGAGUGCACAGGAGUAACACCUUACCGUCCAAAAUGUCACCUGCAAUUCCGCCGCCACGGUACAGCCGAGUUGUUGAGUCCACAAAUCUAAACUCUCCCGGUCCGACAACUACGCAACAUUCUCGAUCCUCAAGCCGCACGCCUCCGUCUACUGGCGUCGCUUUGCAGACCCCACCGCCGCCUGCAAAUCCAGAGGCCACCCCAGGAGCCGUGUACGUUCACUCGGCUAAACAUGGACCAACGCCAAAGCCGUCUACCGACAUUGAGCGUGUUCCCGAGAAGCCUGUUCAACACAUUGCUUUGCCACCCACAACAGUUUCGCCCUCACCACCCGCUGUUGUUACGCCUACAAAAGAGCGGAAGCUCUCCAGUUUUUUCACAAAGUCUCCUCCCCCAGGUGGGGACAAAGAGCCGCGGCAGCCAAAUAGACUGAAGAAGAAGCGGAUUCCUGGAAGUACGAGUGAGAGCGCACAUAGCUCCUCAGUCUCUCUUCAGGCCGCAACCUCCGAGUCCGCUUUGAUCGCCUCUCAAGUCCCCGCCCGCUCAGAGUCUUCUAAUGACGAUGGAGGCGCCACACCCAAGCCACCUAACAACCUGAACCAUGAGGAAUUUGACAUCCAGCGGGUCGGACGACCCGAGAAGCGGGAUGGCCAUUCUGAAGGAGGGACCACGGACGCGCUCCGCCCGCACGGCUCACGAACGCCUUCUAUGAACUCUCGUUCAUCCUUUACAGACUAUUCUGAUGUUGACCACAACGACGAGGCCGCGCGUGCGGAGCGCAAAGACCACCGCCGAAGCUGGCGAUUCCCGCGAUCCGCCAAGCGAAGCAACGAACAAAUCGGCCUGGGAUUAGGAUCACCACCACUCACUGCUUCAAGCCCUGGAGCAGAUCGCAGUACAAGCUCAAUUGGCAGCUGGCACCACACCAGCAAAAGUUCCCCGUCCGAUCUGCAACAGUUUGCCAACGAUCCCUCUUAUCAGCCACUGAGUUUAGAUGCAGAAGUCCACAACAAUGGUGCCUCCAAGGAGAACCUAGUCUCCGAACCCGAAAAACGAAGUCUUUUUGGGAAGUUCAAGGCCAAGGUUGCACAGGUCCGAGACGGUGUGAGGGAGCCGGAAAGGGAUCGGACCACAAGCCCUGCUGCCCGUUCAGACGUAGAAAAAUCUACGUCUAGUCAGAAUUUACCUCUUCCUACCAAGGAGAACGCAAGUCAUCGACCGGUUCCGAUCGACGUGAACCGUGAGCCAAAGGAUGCGCAAGUGAGCUCACCAGUAUCUCCUCUGCCGAGCUCAGGAUUGCCUCCAGCUAUCCCAGAAGAACCCCGCACUCCUGACAGUCCUGUGCACCCAUUUAAUCCGAUUGAGAAGACCGACGAAAAGCCACUUGAAAAGGUUGAUGAGAAGGCCGAUGAUGAAGCAGUCGAGCAAGCUGCUCCCACAGAGGUCAUUCAACCUGAAACACCUGCCGUCGAAAACAAAAAGGAGGCCGAGAAAACCGAGUCCACACUUCAAACCCAAUAA